GCACAGGAAGGACUCGCAGUACGGGCGGAAGUGGAGUCUCCGGGAAGCUUUGGGGAAGGCGCUGGCGGAGUACACAGACGCCGGGGCGGUGUAGGCGUCCUCAGGUCGCCAUGAACCGACUCCAGGAUGACUAUGACCCGUACGCGGUGGAAGAGCCGAGCGACGAGGAGCCGGCUCUGAGCAGUUCUGAAGAUGAACUGGAUGUGCUUUUACAUGGAACCCCAGACCAAAAGCGAAAACUCAUCCGGGAAUGUCUUACUGGAGAAAGUGAGUCAUCAAGUGAAGAUGAAUUUGAAAAAGAAAUGGAGGCUGAACUAAACUCCACCAUGAAGACAAUGGAGGACCAGUUAUCCUCACUGGGAACAGGGUCUUCUUCAGGAGUUGCCAAAGUGGGAGGAGUCACAGAAAAGUUCUAUGAUGAGAUAUAUUUUGAUUCUGAUUCUGAGGAUGAGGACAAAACAGUGACCAAGAAGAAGAAGAAGAAACAACACAGGAUUCCAACAAACGAUGAGCUGCUGUAUGAUCCUGAGAAAGAUAACAGAGACCAGGCCUGGGUUGACGCCAAGAGGAGGGGUUAUCAUGCUUUUGGAUUGCAAAGGCCACGUCAGAAACAACAGCCUGUUCCAAACAGUGAUGCUGUUCUGAAUUGCCCAGCCUGUAUGACGACAUUGUGCCUUGAUUGCCAGAGGCAUGAAUCCUACAAGACGCAGUACAGGGCAAUGUUUGUGAUGAAUUGUUCUAUCAACAGAGAAGAGGUUCUGAGAUACAAGAAUCCAGAAAACAGGAGGAAACGGCGGAGUGCUAAGAAGAUGAGGUCUAAUCCUGAAGAUCCCGCAGAGAGAGAAGCGGAGGAAAUCUAUCACCCUGUCAUGUGCACAGAGUGUUCAACUGAAGUGGCAGUCUAUGACAAGGAUGAAGUCUUUCACUUUUUCAAUGUUUUAGCGAGCCAUUCUUGAUCAAUGUGACAGGUAACUGCCCAGCUCUGUGUAUAAGGCAAACAUAGACUCUUGUUUUCCUCUUUCCUAUUCAUAUCAUUCAGUGAUGUUGUUAUUAAAACAGUAUUUCAUCUUUAUGAAAAGGAGUGGUUAUCAACCUCUAUCUCUUCUCCCUUUUUGCCUUUUAAUUUUCCCAUGAGGACAGAUUAUUCAUUCCACUUCUAGUGCAUAUUUGUAGACAUUGGAGCUUCUUAUUUAUUAAGUUAGCUUUCUAGACUAAAACAGUUUUGGAAUAAGUAUUUGUUUCCUAGUGUUUGGUCCAUUUUCUGUUGCUGUAACAAAUUACUACAGCCUGCAGUGUUUUAUAAAGAAAUGAGGCUUAGCUGUUGGCAAGAUGACUCUGCACUUGGCAUGCAAGCCUGAUAACCUGAGUUCAAUCCCUGGAAUCUGCAGUGGAAGGAGAGAAUCAACUCUUGAAAGUUUUCCUAUUUCUUAACAUAGGUGCACGCAGACAGACAGACAGACAGACAGACAGACAGACACACACACACACACACACACACACACACUCACUCCAAAGUUUCCCUGAAGGGGCCUCUAGUAUGCCCUGAGGGGAACUAUUUCUCUCUCUGAUUACCUUCUGGGCCUUCUCCAAGCUACAAGUCAGGAGAGCUGGGCCAGUGAGAGUUUGAAUGGAGUUGAGACAACAGGAAAUGAAUGGUUCCUUUUGUCUUCUGUGGAUGGGGAGGAGCAGUGAUGGAGUGCGUGCUUGACAUGUGCAGGUUCCUGGACUGGAUAGCCAACACUACACCAGCACACAAGUGAGCUUCUAAGACAUUCUCAGUGCUUAGGGCAUGGUGGCCUAUAAUUCAAGCACUUGGGAAAGACAAGAAGGGAAGGAACGGGGGAAAGAAGUUGGUGUCAGUGUGUUGGUGGCUAGCAUAUUUGAUAAUUUUUAUAAUAUGGUGGUAUCUAUAUGGAGGCAAUAUGUACUUGACAUUUUUAGUUUCAAAUUAGCACAUGGGAGUAUGUUAUAGAGCAGCACUCAGUCUGAUUAUCGUAGCUUUGUAGGCUCUCCUCUGGUAGUGUUAUUGCAAGCCCGACUUUCUUCUCAGAUUUAGUGACCACCCUAGUGCACCACACCUCCAGUCCAGCGGGAAGUUGUGAAAUCACCUGGAGAGGGCUGGAGAGAUGGCUCAGUGGUUAAGAGCACUGACUGCUUGCUCUAACAGAGGUCCUGAGUCCAAUUCCCAGCAACCACAUGGUGGCUCACAACUAUCUCUAAUGGGAUUUGACACCCUCUUCUGGGUGUGUCUGAAGACAGCUACAGUGUACUCAUAUAAGUGAAAUAAAUAAAUCUUAAAAAAAAAUGCAAAAAAGCUUGCCUUUGGGUCUCUCUGAGAAGAUGAUGCUGUAACAAGCAAGGAAUCCCAAUGUGUAAAGAUGUAAUCUGAUGGUGACAAGGGAAGAAAACAGCUAUAGAGAGGAGAAUCCCAUGUACUAUUUAUACUAAGUUUACUAAUUGGAACUACUUCUUUUUUUUUUUUUUUUUUUUUUUUUUAAAGAUUUAUUUAUUGAUUAUAUGUAAGUACACUGUAGCUGUCUUCAGACACUCCAGAAGAGGGAGUCAGAUCUUGUUACGGAUGGUUGUGAGCCACCAUGUGGUUGCUGGGAUUUGAACUCCUGACCUUCGGAAGAGCAGUCGGGUGCUCUUACCCACUGAGCCAUCUCACCAGCCCUGGAACUACUUCUUUUAGGAUGAUAUUUCAAAUGCCUAGGAUAUUCAUGGCAAUUUUAUCAGGGAAAAAAAAUGAAAAUGAAAAUGAAGGAUUAGAGAGAUGGCUCAGCAGUUAAGAGCACUGACUUCUUUUCCAGAGGAAAUUUCUAGCAACCACAGGACAGCUCACAACUGUUUGUAACUCUAAGAUCUGAUAUCAUCACACAGACAUACAUAAAAUAAAAUAAAAUACAUUGAAAAUAAUCUAAGAAUAGACUAUAUUUACGCAUAAAAGUAUUUACUACAUGGGGAAAAGACCUAGAGGGGGAGGCAUGUGUGGAGGUGGGGAAAACAAACUGUGGCAUGCUUUGUCAUGCGCACAUUGUUUUCCUUGAGUCUGUUGAAAUACACAUUCACACAGGCCCUGAAAAGUGGGGGAGGGAAUGUUGACUGACAGUUUGGGGGCGAGCAAACAUGUGGGACAGUGACUAGGAGCAAAGUUCAGUGCUGUGCGUAUGAAAAUGCCAUAAUGAAUGAGACCUGUUUUGUAUACUUACAAAACCAACAUUAAAUAAAACACUAUUAGCAGCUAUUGUUCAUGUCCUUUCAUUAGAAAAAGAUCUUGAGAUGUCAGACACUGCCUAAGGCCGUUUGGGCUAGACACCAAGAGCCAUGCUUUGUUCCUAUCUGAUUUCCCUUCGUAGCUUUGAGUAUCUUUCUCUCCCUUCACUGGGAUGGUUUCUGUAACGACCUGUAAGUGCUGUUUCUGAGAUGGAGCCGCCUCAUCUUUACCAUCGAACCUCCUUUUCUUUCUAGGUUAAGCAGCUGCCCAUAAACCUUUGAAGGAUCACUUAUGGCCUUGCUUUAGCCUCAACUCUUCCCCAUCGAUGUCCGACUCCCCUUGUGGCCGAGGUUGACCUAGAGCUCCUGCUCAUCCUGUGCCUACCUCCCCGCUCCCCACUGCUGCCUGCACCAGCACAUCUAGCUUUAAGUCCUUUGUAAAUGGAGCACAAAAUGUUUUAAAGGGGUUUAAACAGAAUUGGAUCUGGAGUUCUAUUUGCUAAUGAAGCUGCUCAUUCCCUCACCCCCUGGCUGUCGUGUCGGGUCCUGUUGCUGUGCAGCAUGACACAAUCAUACAGAGUAGCACACAUCCACUGUCUUACUUUUUUUUUUUUUUUCUUUUUUAAUUAGGAGCCUGGCCACAGUUAAGCAGUGUAUUUACUCAAGAUUAGCUCACAAAGGCUAUAAGGAACCUUAAAGCCUUUGCAGUGUAUAUUAGGUAAUAUACAUUAUACAUUAGGUAGUGUUCUCACGUGGCUAGGCAAGUAUCUGUUCCAAGUAUCAGGGUAUUGGCAGAAUGGGCAUCUUUAUAGCCAUAGGACUGAAGUAUCGCCCCCACCCCCACCCCCACCCCGUUGUUGGCCUGUAGGGAUUUAAGUUUACUUAAAAAAAUUUUUUUUAUGUGCUGAUUGAUUAACCAGGAAGUGGUGUCAGGUCCCAGAGGCUAAUUACCUCUGGUUGUAGAAAUAUAUAAAAUAUUAAAAUCA
Mus musculus (house mouse) is the source of this 4199-nucleotide messenger RNA. RefSeq names its product E2F-associated phosphoprotein (gene Eapp). The transcript has 6 exons. NCBI's taxonomy places the organism in Eukaryota, Metazoa, Chordata, Mammalia, Rodentia, Muridae. The coding region runs from base 111 to 956 and encodes 281 amino acids. The record is from RefSeq and is marked validated. Gene Ontology annotation, cellular component: nucleoplasm; nuclear speck; cytoplasm.